This is a messenger RNA of Drosophila ananassae, 679 nucleotides long. RefSeq names its product cuticle protein 8. Gene Ontology annotation, cellular component: extracellular matrix. The coding region runs from base 142 to 546 and encodes 134 amino acids. Lineage: Eukaryota; Metazoa; Arthropoda; Insecta; Diptera; Drosophilidae. The transcript is spliced from 3 exons. The record is from RefSeq and is a predicted model, not a curated record.
AGACAUCAGUUCAGCCAACGAAUUCGUGCUCUUAACGGUCCUCACUCACUCGAGCUAUCCUUACAGCCUCCUCCUGCACAGGAAUCAUAGUCCUUCGUUCGCGUCGUGUAUCCGUUGUCGUUAGUGUUUUUAAACCGCAAUAUGAAGUACUUUGUUGCCAUCGCUAUGCUGAUCGCCGCCGCUCAGGCCGUUCCCAUUGAGCUGGGACACUAUGCUCCGGCGCUGGUGCAUCAUGCGCCUGUUCUGGCGCACGCCGUGCACGCCGAGCCGGUGGCCUAUCCCAAGUACGCCUUCAACUAUGGAAUCAAGGAUCCCCACACUGGAGACAUCAAGUCGCAGGCUGAGGAGCGUGACGGUGAUGUUGUGAAGGGCCACUACUCUCUGGUGGAGCCCGAUGGUUCCGUGCGCACCGUCGACUACACCGCCGAUGACCACAACGGAUUCAAUGCCGUCGUCCACAAGACCGCCCCCAAGAUCAUCGCCCACGCGCCGGUUGUGCAUGCCGCCCCCGUGCUCGCACACGCCCCUCUCCUGCACCAUUACUAAGCGGGAGCCUGGGCCCAGUCACCAAGGUGCUCUCCCUUUCGCUCUCAUCCAUCCACUGAAACAUCAUAGGAACAACAACAAACAGAAAACGAAAAAACCACAAAAAAAAUAUAAUCAACAAAACAACGAACAU